Rotaria sp. Silwood2 is the source of this 777-nucleotide messenger RNA. NCBI's taxonomy places the organism in Eukaryota, Metazoa, Rotifera, Eurotatoria, Philodinida, Philodinidae. The record is from the annotation of a GenBank genome assembly.
AUGAAUCAACAUAAUGUUCAUCUUCUUGAUCUACCCAAUGAAAUAUUAUUUCUCAUUUUGAGAAAACUUGCCAAUGUUGAUGUUCUUUAUUCUUUUUUGGGUAUCAACAAUCAACGACUUGAAAUUAUAGCACAACAACAAAUCUUCACUAACGUCCUGAAUUUUGUUUCUAUAUCACAAUCAACUGAUGAGAUUUCUUCAAUUUCUGCUUCAAUACUCGAUCGAUUUUGUAAUUCAAUAUUAUCAAGAAUUUAUAUAAAUGUUAAAUUUCUCAUUCUUGAAUCUGUUUCCAUGGAACGUAUUCUUCGUGUUGCUAACUAUCCUAAUCUUACUGGAAUCAAAAUUUUUAAUUUCAACAAAGCAAUCGUUUCACGUUAUUUCAUGGAUGAUUCUCUCUUUGGACAUAAUUUUAAACAACAAAUUACAGAUCUUGUUCUUGUCAGUAAUGAAAACAAUAUUGAAAUAACACCAAAAGAAUAUACAAAGAAUGUUUAUGCAAUUAUCUUUGUUUUCUUUGAAAAUCUAAAGCAUUUGAGUAUUGUGUCAUCAUCUAUCAAUGAUUAUUCACCUUUGUCAUUAUAUUUUUUACCAUCAAUGACUUGUUCUUGUUCGACACUUGCUAAAUUAUGCAUCAAUGUAUGUGAUUUUAAUGAUGUUCAUGCUUUACUUGAUGGUCGUCUCAAACAAUUAACUACACUCAUCGUUCAAGUUGAUAUUAUUAGCGAUCUGAUAUUAACAUCUUACAACAGAGUGAGUUUAUGUUCUGUGUUAUUAUAG